UCGGCGCAGGUCUUGAGUUGUGGUAGUAUUUUUUCGCAAAUUGUGUAAAGAAGCCGAAGGAAUUUAAAGAAGUUUUUUUGUGGAAGAAUUUUGCUUAAAAAAAUUAAAUAAAAUCUCCAGAAAAGUGUGAAAAAAUAAAAUUAUUAUACAAAUAAAAUCAAAAUGAGUGGAAUGGAUAAAAGAAAAUUAUCGACAUCUGGAGAUUCACUGUACGAAAUAUUAGGACUUCCUAAAACAGCAACAGCUGAAGAUAUAAAAAAGACUUAUAGGAAACUUGCUUUAAAAUAUCAUCCAGAUAAAAAUCCAGACAAUGCUGAUGCUGCCGAUAAAUUUAAGGAAGUCAAUCGUGCACAUUCUAUACUAAGUGAUCAAACAAAACGUAAUAUUUAUGAUAAUUACGGUUCACUAGGUCUUUACAUUGCAGAACAGUUUGGUGAAGAAAAUGUCAAUGCUUACUUUGUGGUAACAUCACCAGCAGUUAAGGCUUUGGUUAUAUGUUGUACAAUAAUUACCGGCUGUUGUUGCUGUUGCUGCUGUUGUUGUUGCUGCAACUUCUGUUGUGGCAAAUUUAAGCCACCAGCAAAUGAAUCACAUGAUCAGUAUUCACAUUUAAAUGUAAGUUCUUAGAAUUAUAAGUUAACAAAA
This is a messenger RNA of Lucilia cuprina (Australian sheep blowfly), 645 nucleotides long. It is a transcript of the gene Csp, whose product is annotated as dnaJ homolog subfamily C member 5 homolog. The record is from RefSeq and is a predicted model, not a curated record. Bases 163 to 627 code for a protein of 154 amino acids. Gene Ontology annotation, biological process: regulation of neuromuscular synaptic transmission. Lineage: Eukaryota; Metazoa; Arthropoda; Insecta; Diptera; Calliphoridae. The transcript has 4 exons. Gene Ontology annotation, cellular component: type Is terminal bouton.